Molecule: messenger RNA, 3102 nt
Organism: Equus quagga
Lineage: Eukaryota; Metazoa; Chordata; Mammalia; Perissodactyla; Equidae
Product: signal-regulatory protein beta-2-like
Exons: 5
Coding region: 91-1068 (325 amino acids)
Cellular component (GO): plasma membrane
Source: RefSeq, a predicted model, not a curated record
UCACGGGCCCCACUUCAGACACCAGCACCCAUCAGAGAGCAGACCAGCGAUCAGUCUUAGGAAGCACAGAAGGCGCGUGUGCCCCUUGCGAUGUGCACCCCCACCCACCCCUGCUCCCGACUGCUCGUGCUGCUCGUUGUCCUCUCAGGAGCCUCUGAGCAGAGCGACGGGAAUGAGCGGCAGGUGCAGCAGCCGGAGGGCCCCAUGCUGGUGGCAGAAGGUGAGACUCUCCUACUGAGGUGUACAUUCGUUGGCUCCUGCCUUGAUGACAUGAUAAAAUGGGUCAAGGUGAGCAAUCAGGACCAGCAGGAAAUUUAUAACUUCAAACACGGCAUCUUCCCCGGGGUGACACCCAUGAUCCAGAGGACAUUGGAGCCACUUAAUUGCGACUAUUCCAUCUAUAUCCACAUUGUCACCAGGGAGCAUGCUGGAACCUACCACUGUGUGAGAUUUGAUGGCUUAAGUGAGCACCCAGAAAAGAAGCUGGAUGAGGGCACCUCAGUGCUCGUGAAGGGAGCUGGGGACUCAGAGCCAGACCUCUGGAUCAUCCAGCCCCAGGAACUGGUGUCGUCGACCACUGGAGACACUGUCCUCCUGAACUGCACAGUGCUUGGAAAUGGUCCCCCCGGACCCAUCAGGUGGUUUCGGGGGUCUGGUCUGAGCCGGGAGGCCAUUUACAACUUUGAAGGCCUCUCCCACCCCAACGUGACAGCGGUCCGGGCCUCCAACAGCGAUUUCAGCAUUCUUCUACACGGCGUCUCCACUGAGUAUGCAGGCACUUACUACUGCGUAAAGUUUCAGAGGAAACUCAACAGGCAAUACCUGUCUGGACAGGGCACCAGGCUGAGAGUGAAAGCAAAGCCCAGUGCUCCCCAAGAGACAGAGUUCAUCAAUGAGCGUGUAGCCAGGAUAUUUCCAUCAGGCCUCCUGUCUGUGCUCACACUUGUGGUCCUGGGGCUGAAGGCAGUGACCUUGGCUGCUUUCCUGCUGGCCCUGGCUGUCCGCCGGAGGAACCCUCGGCAAGAAGACUGCAGGACCCCAGGCCCAGCAGAGCUGUACUCAUUUUAGCAUGCGGCGUGGGGCAUGGGGCGUGGGUGAAGGGUCAGCCCCUGAGUGGGUUCUCUGAGUAGGAGAGGGGCUGGGCUCCCCAGUCAUUUCUCUGCCUCCAAUCCCAGCCUCCAGAUACCCCCAGGCCUCAUGAUGAACUCCAGGAUCCCUACGCGUGGUUUUGGUUCACCUGGUGAAAUUCCCCACUUGGCACAGCGCUCCCCUCCAAUGUGUCUCCCUUUCCUUGUCCUUCAAGGCCUUGCCUGGGUCUCUCCUCAAGGCCCUUGCUCCUGCUCCAGCCUCUUCUGGAAUGCCUGCCCCCUUUCUCCACCUCCCCACAUUUUCUUCCCCUUCAAGCUCCAACUAGAGUCCUUCCUGGAAGGUUUCCCUGAGCGUCUCUAAGCUCGCCCAGCCAGACACCCUGUGCCCCUCCAUUUGUGUCCUCUGUCCCCCUUUCCUGCUUCCCUCCUUCCCCACCGUGGCUGGCCUAGGUGUCUGUAAUAGUCAGAAUGCAGGUUUGGCAACUUGAACAAAACUUUUAAAUAACAGUGGCUUAAACCACAAGAAAAUUGAUUUCUCUAGUAAUAUCUAAGCACAAGCAGGCCAGGCAAUAUGGGGACUCCCUGGUUUUGAGACCCAGGAUUCCCAGGUCUUGGCGCUAUGAAGUCCACAUUCUAGGCCUCAAGACCAGGGAAGAAGGCAGUGAAAGGGAGCAUGACCCUCCACUUCAAGGGCACAGCUAGGAAUCACCCACAUCACCUCUAAUUGGCUGGAAUGUGGUCACAUGGUCACACCUAGCUGCAAGGAAGGCAGGGAAAUGUAGUCUUUAUUCUGACCACAAUGUGCCCAGGUGAAAUUUGUCACUAGAGAACCAGUGGGCAGAUAUGUGUAGAUAAUCAAUAAUCUCCACCUCAGGGGCAUUGAGGCAGCCUCUUACUUGCUCUGCGUGACACCAGAGUUCGAUUGCCAUCUGAAACGGCCCCUCUUUGUACCACCACCUCCACUAGGGCAGCGUAAGGGAGGGCGGUAGUUCUCAAGAAGGGGAGAUUUUGCCCCCACAGGGGACAUUUGGCAAAGUCCAGAGACAUUUUCCGUUGUCACAACUUCGGGGGUGCUAUCACCAUCUAGUGGAGAGAGGUCACAGAUGCUGCUAAACAUCAUAUGAUGCCCCCACCAACAUAGAGUUGUCUGGCCCAAAGCAUCAGCAGAAGCCCUGAUGCAGGGAAAGCACACGUUCCCCGGGGUCAGACACGCCUGACUUCUAACCCUGAAGCCCUGCCUCCCUCCCCGUGCGGCCUUAGUGACCAACCAGUCACUUCACCCCUCGGAACAUCGAUGAUGGUAACAUGGACUUCCCUGCAUUGUAUGAGAACCAAUUCAGGUCGUUUACUGAGGGCUUACUAUGUGCUGUGUGCUCUGUGUACCCUCAGAUCACGUGAACUCCCUUUCCAUGUGCACAUUUACUAGCACCUACUAUGCGGGGAAGUGGAUUCCUCUGGAUGAUUUCAUUAUAAUAAACAGAAAAACAGCUUGAACAAACCUAAGCCAAACAGGACAUUAAUUUAGGCGGAGAAGUGAAUAGAUCAUUGAAUUACCAGACAUCGGAAGAAAGGGCAGAUAUGGUAAACUCAAUAAUGUCUCCCCCGCAAAAGAUACCCACGUUCUAACCCCCAAACCUGUGAAUGUUACUUUAUACCACACAAAAGGACUUCGCAGAUGUGGCUAAGGAUCUUGAGAUGGGGAGGUUAUCCUGGGUCAUCUCCGAGGGGGGUGCUGUAAAUGCAGUCACAAGUGUCCUGAUGAGGGAGAGACAGAGGGAGAUUGACACAGAAGAGGAGACAGCAGUGUGACCUCAAAGGCAGAGAUGGGAGUGAUGCGGCCUCAAGCUGAAGGAUGCUGGCAGCCCCGAGAAGCUGGAGGCAGCAGGAACAGAGUCUCCCCAGAGCCUCUGGAGGGAGCAUGGCCGCUGACGCCUUGAUUUCAGCCCAGUGACGCUAACAUCAGGUUCUGGCCUCCAGAACUGUGACAGAAUAAAUUUCCACUGUGUUAAUCCAC